CCAUGCCAAGUGAUUGGUUUGAGGAAGCUUAGGCUCAUAGUUGAAUAGUAAACCGCGGAUUAAUAAAUGUUUUAUACAUAAACCUGACUGGAUGUUGUAAGUCCAAUGUGCUCUUGGCUUGUUACUUGUUAAAGAUCUUCUAUACUGAAGCUGAUGUAGAAAUAAGAGUUGCAAAUUAAUUAAGUGAAAUCUGAUUUUAAACAAAAGUGUGAUAUCUAAUACAGAAAUUCACUUAGGAUUAACUGCUCCAGAACUGGAAAGGUAUCUGUUUUGACGAAGGAGGAAUUACAUAUGACGUCGUAACAAUGCCAGAAUACCUAGGGUCAUGACAAAGAAACACAGAAGGAAAUAAGAACGAAUUUGGAUAAAAAUAUUACCAAACAUGGCUAAUAUUUAUAUAUUUCUCCUUUUUCCAUUGAUUCUUCUGAAUCAGUGUCUGGCAAACCCGCCAAACAUUACUUUUCCGUUACAAGAGGAGAUGCCAAAUAACACUAUUAUCGGUAGUAUCAUUGAAGAACUGGAUUUGGCGACUAAAUUAGAACCCAGUGUUCUAGACAGCAUCCAAUUUAGAUUUAUGGACGGUUCGGCCAUUUCUACGAUGUUUCGUAUAGAUAGUGAUAGUAGUAAGAUUUUCACGGUGGGUGUCAUAAAUCGUGAAGAUGAAAAUGUUUGUAAGUUUAAAGUGGAUUGUUUCUUCGAUUUCGAGGUGCUAGUUGGAACACCGUUAUCUUCUGUUUACUUGGAGAUUAUAACUGUUCGUAUAAACAUCACUGAUAAAAAUGAUAAUACACCAACAUUUUCGAAAUCUAUAAUGGUCUUGAAUAUUUCGGAAUCGACUGCUGUACACAAAAGUUUUCUAAUAGAGAAUGCACAGGAUUUAGAUCGAGGAAUGAACAAUUCAAUACAGUCUUAUGAACUUGUUGCUCUGCAAGCACAAUCUGAUUUCGUGCUUCGUCAAGAAGCAAGUGCAAUCGAUGACAGUCCCAUAUUGAACUUAGAGGUGGAUCAGGAAUUAGAUUAUGAAAGACAGACUAACUACGAACUUAUUAUUUUGGCGAGAGAUGGAGGUUUACCACCACGCACUGGUACUCUCACUAUUCAAGUCAACAUUCUGGACGAGAAUGACAAUAAACCGAUCUUCAAAGAUCCGGCUGUGAAUAUAACCGUGACAGAAGAUCUUCAGCCCAACAGCCUCAUUUUCACUAUGGAUGCUACUGAUAAGGAUUCUGGGAAACUGGGCGAAGUAUUUUAUAGACUGCGAAAAUCUCAACCUCAGGAAAUAUACGAACUGUUUGAAAUUGGAGAAAAUGAUGGACAUUUAACGGUGAAAGGAACAUUGUCAUACCAACCAGGAAAGGUGUAUACAAUUAUUGUAGAGGCCUCGGACAAGGGAAGUAACCCUCUUGUGUCCUCAGCUGUCGUUAGACUCACAGUGCGUGACUCCGGAAAUAAUGCACCAAAAAUAAGCCUCAGUUUCAUAUCUGAUAAAUAUCAAGACAAAGUGGAGAUCUGCGAGUGUUCAGAACUACAAAUGUUUGUCGCCCUUAUUCAGGUUUCGGAUAUAGACACGGGGGCAAACGGAGAGGUCACUUGCUCAACAUUCAGCACUUAUUUCGGACUAUCUAGUUUUGGAAGCCAAAGAUAUAAGGUCAUAGUUCAACACAAACUGGACAGAGAGUCAAUACCAGAACACAACAUCACAGUUACGUGCCAUGAUAAAGGAACUCCACAGUUAGAUGGUUCAGUGACUUUCACCGUCAUUGUCUCUGAUGACAACGAUAACCCACCUAAGUUUUCGCAACAUUACUACAGCAUCAGCAUGGAGGAAAACAAUGCCCCAGGUCAUGAGGUCAUCCAAGUCGCCGCCACUGAUGAAGAUAUAGAGGAAAAUGGGGUCGUGACCUAUGCUAUAGAUCCACCUACAGACCACCGAUUUGAAAUUGAUCCAAUUACUGGCGUUGUCCGUGCCAACAUGGUGUUUGAUAGAGAGGCUACUGCUCAUGUGACCUUGAGCGUCAUCGCUGUAGACAAUGGGUCACCAGCCCUUAACGCUACGGCCACUGUUGUUAUAGACAUCAUUGACCAAAAUGACCGAGAUCCUGAAUUUCUCAAGAGUAUUUUCCCAUUCAGAAUCUCGGAAAAUCUACCUGCAGAAACGCCUGUUGGUUCAGUGACGGCUGUGGAUGAAGACCAAAAUUCGAAUGGUGAAGUCAGGUACCGAUUCCCUCAAGGUUUUGAUGUUUACUCGCUUCCUUUUGUUAUAUACCCAAGUGGAGAAAUUAAAACCACAAAAGAGCUCAAUCGUGAGGAUCUCAGUCGUUAUGACUUUGUUGUAGAGGCAUAUGAUCAGGGAAAUCCCUCCAGAACAGGGUCAACACAGGUCGUGAUUACAGUAACCGAUAGCAACGACAACAUGCCUCAAUUCAUAUUUCCAAAUGAAGAGAAUUACACAAUUUCCAUCCCUCAUACGACUCCUGAAGAUAGUAUCAUUGCUUCAAUCCAAGCUUAUGACAUGGACGAUGGUGAAAAUGGAAAAGUAAUGUUCUUCAUCAAAAAGGGGGAUGUUGAUAAUAUGUUUUACCUCAAUCAUGAAACUGGAAGUCUUCAUAUCCGCAGGGCUUUCGAAUUUCAUGAGGAUAAGCAAUAUACUCUGACCUUAGAGGUCAAAGAUCGUGGGUCACCCAUUGUUCAAUCCAAAGAUCGUGACCUCCAUAUUAUCGUGAGAUAUGUUAACACAACGACAAUGAUAACAACACCACAGGACGCGGACAAAUUUGUGCUAAUUGUUGUUUCUGUUGUGUGUGUAACUGUAGUGCUAUCAAUCGGCCUGAUUGCUGUCAUUUGUGUGCUACGUAAACGGGAAAAAGACAAAAAUAACAACCCUGAGUUAUCUUUCCCUACUCAGUGUACCAGUAUACCAAAUCUCUAUGAUGAACCGAAUCCUUCGUCACAUGGCAAACCCAAGUCUAAAGCCAAAGUGAGCUUUUCUUUGGAUUCCAAUUCUCAGUUUACAAAGAAUCAACUGUUACAGAAAUUAACAGGUUCACCGACUGGAAACAAACCAGAGGUCAAGGACACAGAGAAACUGGUUGUACACCUCCCUGGUGGACACAAAUACCCACCAAGCAAUCCAGAAAAAAUCAACAACUUCCAUCAAAAACAGGCGGUAGUAUCUAAAUCGCACCAGGAAGAAAGUUUAAGUGAGUCAUCCGGGGAAACUCUGCCAUCAGAUAGUGGCCAUGGAGGAAGUGAAGAAGACUUCUCACAUGCAGAUAAUCAAAACACUUUUGAACUCAACCCGCUAUUUGCACAAGGGAAGGAUACGCCUGGAAUAUAUGUCAUACGACAACACAGUCAUGGUGGAAACUCGGACGUUCCGAUCACAAAACCUCUCAAACAUCAAAACAGAUACUCAUUACCACCAGGCAUCAAAGUGCCCAGUGUUCCUGUAAAAAACACCAAUCGCUAUCUAGAUGACAGUUUAUUGACCUCUAGUGUGAGUUCUACAAUGUGCUCAACAAAUCGUAGUCAAAAUUCACAUAAAAACAAUGCUAAUGCAGUGAAUACAUUGCCUACGAUAUUUGACUUGCAAUCAAAAGGUCAUUCUAGUUUUGACUUUGGUAGUGGCUCAAUAUUUUACAGUAAAGAUUUCACACUUGGCAGCCAAAGUGCACAUAGCCGAGACGAUGACGAGGUCACAACCACGUCGGGAAGUUAUACGAUAAAUCCAGACGAGUUAGACGAUGAUUUCUCAAUACGUCCAAACGACCUCUACGUAUGAAGGCAGCGUUGGUGUGAUAUGUUUUGGUUGAGGUCCGAACAGUUUGGAAUAUAUGUAUUUAUAAAUGAGUGAAAUUGGAGAAGAUUUGGUGCAAUAUUGGAUCAUGAAUCAUACAGAAGUCAUCACAUAUGUGGGAAUCUACGGCAACAACAGUGCCUACCUCGGGAAAACUCGUUCCAGAAUGGUCAGCGAGGUAUCCAUCCUUUAGAAACUUACCCAGGAGAAGAAAGAAGUCAACAAAUAUGGUAUGGCCAACCAGGAUGUCAAAGUCAACAGUUACAAAGAAAAUUCCACCACCAAAGAGUUAUAAAGACAUGGACAAAAUAUGACAAUGGGCAUUUAAAUGUUUUAAGCCGAAAUUGUCAUACAUAAAUGUUGAAAGUUUAUUAUAAUAGAUUAUAUCUGUUAAAAUUCACUUGAGACUUUUUGUAAUAUAUAAGUUGAAAAUGAAAUAUUUCUUAACUAGGAAUAAAUCAGAUAUUUGAUUUAUAAAUGAUUUUAACUUUUUUAGAAUUGUGUUUUUGUAAAAACAGGAAUUAUACCAUGGUGUGAGGAAUGAAGUGAUCAAUGUGCCAUACAUUAGUGCUAUAAUGGAUUAAGUGGUCUGAUCUCUGUCUUAAGCAUGAAAUCCUAAACAGUAAAUAGACAUUAAACGGAAACUCAAUAAACCAAUUAAAUGUAAUUGGUUAAUUAAGAUGAUAAUUGAUCAGUAUAAUAUCUUACCUUUUCUGUGUCUGAUGGUGCUGUUAGAUCAUAGUCUAUAAAAAUUCUUGUUUCCUUUUUUGAUUAUUUUGAGGAUGUUGCUAGUUGAAAUACACAAUGCAUUGUGGAUGAGCUAUAUUUGUGACAGAAAACCGAUCUAGUGUCGGAAUGAAGAUGAAGUAUGAUUUUUUUUUAACAAGAAAAGUUAAACACAAACACUAGAGAUCCAGCAGCUUUAACCAAAGUUAUUUAAUCUAUGUGAUAUAUGAAUUAUCCCUAUAUUUUACUGUAAUAUGAAUGUGUUCACUAUAUCACAGUAUAUGCUAAUUAAGGUUUGAUCUAUAUGGCUUCUGUGUUCUAACGUCACUGUAAAACUUACAGUGUUAAGUGUAUUGUUUACAUGUUUUGUUCAAAUCCAUGUUCAGCCAAGAUUAAUUUCCUUAUUUUAUUUUUUUUUUUUACAAGCAAAGGAAAAGUUUAUAUACACCUGUUUUGGUAAACAUUAGAAUAAAUACUUAUCAAAUGAUAAGAUAUUUAUUGUGUAAUUAAUAAUUUGGUAACAUUAAAAAUUGUCAGGAUUUAUUGGAUUGUAAUAAAACAUGUUUUUCCCCAUUUUGGGUCAAUUGAAGAAAUUAAAAUUAAUUCAUAAUUGGACAAUGAGAUAUACAAAAUAGUAUACCUUGGUGUUUGAUAAACAGAGAGAAAAAACUGAAAGUAAUUGAGAGAUGAAAUUGAAAAUACAGAAUGAAGAUCAAGGAGUAUAUAUUCUUUGGUAUUUGAAAGACAGAGUGAUGAAAAAGGAUAGAGAUAGAGAGUGAUAGACUG
This is a messenger RNA of Pecten maximus, 5308 nucleotides long. Its product is annotated as protocadherin gamma-B5-like. NCBI's taxonomy places the organism in Eukaryota, Metazoa, Mollusca, Bivalvia, Pectinida, Pectinidae. Gene Ontology annotation, cellular component: plasma membrane. The record is from RefSeq and is a predicted model, not a curated record. Gene Ontology annotation, biological process: homophilic cell-cell adhesion. The transcript is spliced from 6 exons. Gene Ontology annotation, molecular function: calcium ion binding. The coding region runs from base 383 to 3781 and encodes 1132 amino acids.